Messenger RNA from Ostrinia nubilalis (European corn borer), 1318 nucleotides. Its product is annotated as zinc finger and SCAN domain-containing protein 2-like. Gene Ontology annotation, biological process: regulation of transcription by RNA polymerase II. Gene Ontology annotation, molecular function: DNA-binding transcription factor activity, RNA polymerase II-specific; RNA polymerase II transcription regulatory region sequence-specific DNA binding. NCBI's taxonomy places the organism in Eukaryota, Metazoa, Arthropoda, Insecta, Lepidoptera, Crambidae. The record is from RefSeq and is a predicted model, not a curated record. The transcript has 5 exons. Gene Ontology annotation, cellular component: nucleus. The coding region runs from base 143 to 1303 and encodes 386 amino acids.
AAAAAAACUCAGCAGGCAGGCAAAGGAACGCAAAGGAAGGAAGAAAAGAAAAAAUAAAUUAUUCUUCUCUUCCUGAGUGAGCACAGAAAGAGGGUAUUAAUCCUUGGACUAAGACGAGAUAGUCGAAGCGCAACGCCUUAUCAUGGAGGAAGAUGAUGACAUGUUAGUAGUUGUGAUCGGCGAUGAAGAUGAUGAUGAUAUCGAGUGGAAUUCUGGUAAAGUGUGUGCUCCCAUUCAAGUCAAAGAGGAGCCAUUCGACGCAGAUGACGUGAUGCAAGUGAUAGAAGCAGCUCAACGGUAUGGCCGGCCUAUAAAUUUACGAACAGACGUCUUCAUAGACGAAUCAGACGGCGAUGUAACUUUCGAGCAAGCAAUACACAACAUCAAAAUAGAGCGUUACGACACAGAUGAUGAAGUUGAUCAUAAUGCUAAAGACUUUGAUAGUAUUGCUGAAGAUUUUGAUCAUAAUGCUGAAGACUUUGAUCAUAGUGCUGAAGAAUUUGAUCAUAAUGCUGAAGACGUUGAUCAUAAUAUUGAAGACUUUGACAACUAUCUGAAUAACUAUGGCUACGAGGCUCUCGAUGAAAAUAAUUGUGAUGAUCCAGACUACCAAGUAGAAAGUGAUAAUGAUAACUACAAUUCAGAUUUUAAUUCUGAUUUAGAAAGUGUGGGAGGACAGUCGAAGAAAAAAAAACGGGUUAAAAUGUUGAGUCCAUCUCGACAGAGGUCCUUUGUGGAAGACUUGAGACAGCAAUAUCCAGAGUUAGAAAGGAAUCAAAAAGCUCUCAUCAAAUCUCUGGUGGAAGUUAUGAGGAGUAACAAAGCACCCAAGCCACCGAAGGGUUUUUACAUCCUUUCUGAUUUUAUGUAUGAGUGUUUCAAAUGUGGUAAGAUGACUAACUGCAUUCCUGCCGCAGAACGGCACUACCAAGAAAAACAUGGCCCUAGAUAUCUUGUUUGUUAUGCUUGUGGUGUGGACUUUAGAAGCAAAACAAACCUCUACAAACACGAGAAGAUAUGCCAGGCGCGCGACGCCAUGAUAGUUCUGAAGGCGCGAGCUUUGUUCCUGGGCCGCAAAGGCCGCAGCCGGCCGUUUAUACCCGACCUCAGAACCGUACCUGUUUACAAGAACAAAGGCUUCAAGCGUUUUCCCUGCACGAGGUGCUCAGCGACGUUUACCAGCAAGAACAAUUUGGUCGCCCAUGAAAACAUGCAUCGCGGCGUGCGGCCCUACUGCUGCGACCAAUGUCCCAGCGCCUACACCUCGGCCGCCGCGCUUACAGUGAGUUUGAUUGAAAUUUAGUGUACAAGACAUAAG